GGUAAUUGCUGAGGCAGAUUUCUGCAACGGUAACAGCACAGCUGUUUAAAGUGCGCUCAUUUGACGCUCGCGAUGCGUUCGUGCAGCGAUUCGACCAAUGGAAGUCCGGGCUCGUGUAACGAUGGGUAUUUUUCGGGAGAAACCUCUGAAACGAACGCGGUAUGUUUAAGUGUGUGUCAGUCAGUGUCAGAUCAGCAAAUUUGUCAUCACUUUAAAAGAUCUUUUGUGAAUUUUCCGGACAAAAAUCUUUCUGGAACAAGAAAGGGCGAUUUUCCCCAUCAUUGUGCGCUACAUGGUGAAAGUGGUCUUCGGCCUGAUGUGUGGUCGUUUGAGGACUGAAUCCAGGCUUCUCCCAAAGAUUUAGGAGGUUACUUGAUGAUUUGUAUUUAAUUCUGGCUAUAUCAGUUUUGGGAAAAGAAUGUCGACCUUUAAAGCGCGAGUGUUGUACGACUUCCAAGGGGAGCCAAACACCGCUGAAAUGUCCAUUACGGCUGGGGAGUUGCUCACGGUGACCAGAACUGAUGUUGGGGAUGGUUGGUGGGAAGGACUCAACCCCAAGGGCGAAUCAGGCCUCUUUCCAGAAGCCUAUGUGGAAAAAGUGGAGACAUCAUCCAAGCCCCCCAAUAUACCGCCCCCAGCUCCACCAAGUCAGCCAGGAUGGGGCUUUCCUGGUCAACAGGAGCCCGAUCAAGGGGGGCAUGAUGACGAUGAUUGGGACGAAUGGGACGACGAUAAUACAUACGAAAGCCCACCCUACAGCAAUAACAUGCCAAAAGCAGAGGGCAACACUCAAAGAUAUACUUCCGAACAAAACCACAACUUCACUAGACAAAACACACAACAAAGUGAUAACGUAUCACUAAGUGGAAGUAUGAUGGGCGACAAUAAAGGCACAAUCACAAAGAAAAGUUACAACAUAUUUUCAUCUGCUGUUAGAAGUGGAUUGGAAGGGUAUAUUUUAGGACUAACCAAAGAAGUAAGUGGAACAGCGGCCAGAAAGCCGCAUAUUUAUCGAGACAGUGACGACCAAUUGGGUCGUUGGGAAGUACUUUCCAACCCAUACACUGUUCAGAUCGCCUCCCCGAAAAAAGCCACCAAAAUGGGGGGCCUGAAAUCCUUUAUCGCAUAUACACUAACGCCUUCCUUUAGUAACGUCGAAGUAUCGCGCCGAUACAAGCACUUUGAUUGGUUGCACGAUCGGUUGAAUGAAAAAUUCAAUUUGAUUGCCAUACCACCCUUACCAGAUAAACAGGUAUCUGGAAGAUAUGAAGAAAUGUUCAUCGAACAUCGACGAGCCCAAUUGCAGGAGUUUAUUAAUUAUAUGUGUCGCCACCCGGUAUUAUCCACGUGCGAUGUUUGGAUCCACUUUCUCACCUGUACGGACGCCAAACAAUGGAAACAAGGUAAAAGAAAUGCGGAAAGAGACCAAUUGAUAGGAGCCAGCUUCUGUCUAUGUGUGGAGGCACCUGAAAAGGAAAUCAUGCCCUCUCUGGUCGAGGUGAAAAUCGACGAAAACCUGAAAUACGUGGAAAAAAUGGACCAGUGCAUCAAAAAUCUGAUGCAAACCGCCCAAGACCAGCAGAAAAAGUGCAUAAACAUGUACAAAAGAGAGUUUACGCGAGUGGGAGAGGCAUUUUUCGCCUUGGGCAGUGCCUUUGAGUACAACCAACAGGGCAUGUACUCCAAGGCUUCUGUAGAUGUGAAAAACAUCGGAUCGACCUACAUAAUGAUCGGGAAAUUGUAUGAGGAACAAGGCAAAAUGGAUUGGCUGCCAUUGUUUGACCAACUAUACAUCUACAAGGGCAUAACGUCGAAUCUACCCAAUGUGCUUCAGAUGCAGAAAAUGGCCGAACAGAAGAAGAAAGAGUGCGAACGAAACAAUCAGUUGCCUCAGGUGGCGUUAACGGAUGUUAGACGACGCUCUGACGUUAUUACAUAUACAGUAUUUGCCGAAUUGAAUCAUUUCCAGCAGGAAAGGGACCAAAACUUGAAGCGCGCAUUGAAAGAUUUUUUGCAGGAACAAUUAAAUUUUUACAAAAACGUCGUCACGAAAAUAGAGGAAACUCUCAAUCAGUUUGAGUAGGUUUUCACUGUUGUGACCAGGUGCUUUAUAUGGAAUUACAGGGUGUUUAUUCGAUUCCAGUAGCCAUGCAUUUAGCUAAGUGCUCUCUUGCUAAAACACCCUACGAAACACCAUGUUGAGUGUGGAUGAGAAUGAAGCAUUUAUUAUUAUUAUAUUUAAUUUUCCUUUAACUUGCAUGGGAAAUAAUGCUUCUAAGUGCUAAUCCUUCCAUCAAGCACGUCUUGUAACCAAUAGGUUUUUUACCUGUACAAAGUAUUUUGUGAUUGAUUUAUUAUCGCUAGAAAUUUAUCAAUUCUUUUAUUGUGUAUAUAGUUGUCAUUGAUUGUUUCGAUUGCCGAUGUACAAAAUUUUUAUCCAUUGUAUCUAUACAUAUACAUUAUCAGGUAUUAUUUUUAUGCGACCAAACAGUAAAAAAAAUAUUUUAUUCAUCGUAUCCUUAAAAUUUGUAAUUAUUUCUUUGUAUAAUAAAUUUACUAUUAUUGUAAACAGUGUUUUACUCGUGUUUUAUCAUCGUCGGAUUUUUGUGUUAUCUCCCAUUAUCUGACAGGUUGAUAUGGAUUAUAAAUUCAGCGUGUGUUUUAUGUAAAAUGACUACAGUUUGUUAGCGGGUGGCGUUGUGUAAUCGAUAGACAAAUGCGUGGAAACUUUACGCCCACUAAAGUGGGCAUUUCAAUUGACUUCCCACCAAUUUUUUGCGAAGAACUUAAAAUAAAAACUGACUCAUUAUUUAUGGGUUUUCGGCUUGAUCAACAAAAAAAACUGCAUCAUUCAAAUUCAUAAAAUGUGUGUGUGUACCGAGGUAGAACCGGCGCGAAUCAA
Dendroctonus ponderosae (mountain pine beetle) is the source of this 2902-nucleotide messenger RNA. RefSeq names its product sorting nexin lst-4 (gene SH3PX1). Gene Ontology annotation, biological process: plasma membrane tubulation; endocytosis; endosomal transport. Gene Ontology annotation, cellular component: plasma membrane; cytoplasmic vesicle. The record is from RefSeq and is a predicted model, not a curated record. The coding region runs from base 419 to 2083 and encodes 554 amino acids. Lineage: Eukaryota; Metazoa; Arthropoda; Insecta; Coleoptera; Curculionidae. The transcript is spliced from 7 exons. Gene Ontology annotation, molecular function: protein binding; phosphatidylinositol binding.